Molecule: messenger RNA, 3015 nt
Organism: Plectropomus leopardus (leopard coralgrouper)
Lineage: Eukaryota; Metazoa; Chordata; Actinopteri; Perciformes; Serranidae
Gene: adrb3a
Product: adrenoceptor beta 3a
Biological process (GO): positive regulation of MAPK cascade; norepinephrine-epinephrine-mediated vasodilation involved in regulation of systemic arterial blood pressure; positive regulation of heart contraction
Cellular component (GO): plasma membrane
Molecular function (GO): beta3-adrenergic receptor activity; beta1-adrenergic receptor activity; epinephrine binding
Source: RefSeq, a predicted model, not a curated record
ACAGCGUCACUAUUGCUUGAUCUCCAGCAGUCCAACUGUGGCAUUGUGGCUCAUGCAAGAUUUAAUGGAAAACACUGCAAACUACUCUAAUCCCACUGGACGUAUCUAAAUGGACUCGGCCGGAUUUUCUUCUCGAAAACUUUUUUUCACUAAUGUUUCCUGGAUUGGUGAAAAUGCUGGAACUCUGUGAGCUAAUAUUGCUUCAGCCCUGAGGACAGUUUGGAUACAUCUUUUUGGGAGAACAUGCUGUCGUUGCCCACACCAGACGAACUGCCAUCAACAAUCAAGUCUUGGGAAACAUGGGAAGCCACCACAACCUUUUGAAUACAAACAAGACGUCAAAGGUGUAAAAUGUGACUGCAAAGCAAAUCAUAUUUUUUUAUUUAUUGAGAAAAUUUAUGAUGCUUGUAAGAAGUGCAGAUUCUUCAGUUUUGGUAACUAACUAACUUUGGUAACCAGCUGACUGUGAAUAAUGGAUGGCAACCUGAGCACUUCAGCAUCCUAUGUGCUUAACAGAACAGAGCCCUAUCACGCUGCUCUGGGACCCUGGAGCCUCAUCAUACUGGUCAUCAUCAUACUGACGAUAGUGUUGGGAAACCUGCUCGUCAUCAUCGCUGUGGCUCGCACGUCACAGCUACAGACCACCACAAACAUUUUCAUUAUGUCCCUGUCUUGUGCGGACCUCAUCAUGGGGGUCCUCGUGGUGCCUCUGGGGGCCACUAUUGUAGUGACAGGUAACUGGCAGCUCAGUGACACAUUCUGUGAGUUCUGGACUUCUGUGGACGUCCUGUGUGUGACGGCGAGCAUUGAGACGCUCUGCGUCAUCGCAGUGGACCGGUAUAUAGCCAUAACGAGGCCGCUCCGAUACAAUAUGCUACUUAAUAAGUGGCGCGCCAGGGUAAUAGUUUGUUUAGUGUGGGUUGUGUCCGCUUUAAUUUCCUUUGUGCCAAUCAUGAAGGGGUAUUGGCGUGAUAAUGACGACCCAGCAGCGAGGGAGUGCUAUGAAACCCCUACAUGCUGCGACUUUGUGACAAACAGGGCCUUCGCCAUUAUAUCCUCUAUAGUGUCUUUUUACAUUCCACUGCUCAUAAUGAUAUUUGUGUAUGCAAAAGUCUUUCUAAUAGCCACACGGCAGGUCCAGCUUAUAGAUAAGAAUCGCAUGCGUUUCCAGAAUGAGUGUCAAACAGCACAGUUACAAGUUGGCCUCCACAUCAACAAUAUCCUGCCGACGUCGUGUGCAGGUUCCAGCAGUGUAGCGCGGAGAAAGAGUGCCAAGCGCAGGCCUUCCCGGCUGAUGCUCGUCAAAGAGCACAAGGCGAUCAAGACUUUGGGAAUCAUCAUGGGGACCUUUACUGUGUGCUGGCUGCCAUUCUUUGUGGCCAACAUCAUAAAUGCAUUUGAAAGAGACAUUCCCUCAGAGAGGAUCUUCCGACUGUUAAACUGGCUGGGUUACAUCAACUCCGGCCUCAAUCCUAUCAUCUACUGCAGGAGUCCGGAGUUUCGUACUGCUUUCAAGAACCUCCUUGGCUGUCCGUGGCUGUACACCCCGCGGCUCAAUGCUUUCUAUAAAGAGUUGCGGACGCGCUGCUCCUGCUUUCUGUGGCAGGCUGAGUCAGGCACAGCCGGCUCUUUCCACAAGUCUCCCAGCAGUAGGACUGAGGGCAACGAGAGAGUGGCGAGUACUCAGGGAAGCAUUAAAAGUGAGGAGGCUUCCCUCGGUCCUCUGCAGUCUAACGGCAACACGCAGUUCAGCGAAUUAUCAGAACCAGAACCCAAAUUCUCCAGAUUGGAGGAAAAGGACGGAUGAACUGUAAAAUGUCGAGCUACUGAGGCAAACAAUGUUCCCCGGCUACUACUGUGAGUACUUUGAAGACUAGAACCAAACAGCAACGAGGACAAGUUGAAGUACCACCACUGGCUGAUAAAGGUAGCUGAACUGAGCUAAACCCAAACAGAGGACUGGUCUGACUGUGGAGAAACAGCUGGUUUUGUUUGGACGGGAUUACGGUGACUGUCUCCAUGGACAGAAGUGCAACCUUUAAAUGUGUUCCAGUUAACCUUUGGACACAGAAUGUGGCCUGUGGUUUCUAAAAUGACAGCGUGAACUAAUGUUGUACAGUAUAUUACCUGGUAAGUUAUCGAGUGUAUUUGUAAUACACUGAAUCUGUAGCAAAGUACAAAAGUUGUCUAACUUAAUAAAAGGUCAUGAUUCUGGCAGGACUGUCUUUACUGUCAUUGCACAAACUCAAACUUGUCAGUGUAGUAUGAGCUGAACCAAAGGGCUGUGCAUUCAAAUAUUCUGCUCCUGUGUCUGUUUUCAGUCUUAAUCUUUUUGUCUUGAGUCUGGACUUUGUAUCCACACAAUAAUUAUCUUGCUUAAGUUUCCUCAUCUAUCUUUAAGUGGCGAUCUCCAAGAUUUCCUGGUUAAUUUGGUGACACCUGUAGGUCCUGGUGGUAUUAACUGCGGUUUAACACUAUGGGUCGCAGAGGCCUCGGGGCAACAAAACAAACUACUGUCGUUUUAAUUAAAACAAGGUAAGGCAAUAAUUGGUCUUUUUCCAUCAUUCUGUGAGAAUCUGUGAUCUGAUGUCGCGCUGCACACAGCGCGAGUCUGCAGACAGCAGGGCACAGGGAGAAUAGCUGGUCCUCGCUAAUUUGGAGGUGUGCAGCCUGUCGCCUGCAGCUCUCCAUCUAACAGCUCACUGUGGCUACUCCUCACUCCCUGCAAUAUUUCAAACUGAUCCACUGUCAAAAAAUGCCAAAAAUGACCCAUCAUUUUGUUUUUAUAGGCUAUUUUUUAUGAAAAAUGGUAGUAAGUGCAUUGAGCUAUAACAGUAAUAAAAAUUUGCUUUGAAAAAGGAAACAUUACCAAUAAUUAAAGUUUUACCUAAAAAUAAAACACAGGCUUUAAUCUUGAAGGACUGUGGGUCAAGAAGAGCCAGUCCUUCUUCAUUAUGUGGAUUUCAUGUAAAACAUGCUCUCCUAGCCUCAAAUAUUGACAAGAGGCAAAAAGCA